UGCCUAUUGUGCUAGGCAGGGCGUACUCAACCCUACAUACAGCCCCACAGGUGGCAUAGGCUCGGUGAGAAGGUUCCCGCCAGGCUAGGCAGUGGAGCGCCGCACCGCGCUUCCUCCCGCCUCGCAGCCACCGCCCAAGCAGUUCCGACCCAGCGCCAGCAGGCCUGCUUGGUCGAUCUUCGAGCCGAAGAUGCGGCGGGGCUGGAAGAUGGCUCUGUCCGGUGGACUGCGCUGCUGCCGCCGGGUACUGUCCUGGGUGCCAGUGCUUGUUAUUGUCCUCGUCGUGCUCUGGUCCUACUAUGCCUACGUCUUUGAACUCUGCCUGGUGACUGUUUUGAGCCCAGCUGAAAAAGCUCCAGUUUCCUAUUACUCAUUUAACAGAGGUGUCAGCUGUAGAAGCAACAGAGCAGAGUGAUUGGGAGACUGUAGAUCAUGGUAGUUAAACAUGUGGGUUCUGUCUGAAUUCAAAUCCUAGCCCUGCUACUUCUUAAUAAGUUAUUUCACCUCCUUGUGCUCAUUCUAUUCAUGUGUAUAAUAGAAAUAAUAAUACCUGUUUCAUAGAGUUGUGAAAAUAUGAUGAGUUGAUGCAUGUAAAGCACUUAGAACAGUGGCGAGCAAAUCACAUAC
Molecule: messenger RNA, 627 nt
Organism: Galeopterus variegatus (Sunda flying lemur)
Lineage: Eukaryota; Metazoa; Chordata; Mammalia; Dermoptera; Cynocephalidae
Product: palmitoyltransferase ZDHHC15-like
Exons: 3
Coding region: 191-415 (74 amino acids)
Source: RefSeq, a predicted model, not a curated record